Molecule: messenger RNA, 1563 nt
Organism: Protomyces lactucae-debilis
Lineage: Eukaryota; Fungi; Ascomycota; Taphrinomycetes; Taphrinales; Protomycetaceae
Product: aminopeptidase I
Exons: 4
Coding region: 24-1493 (489 amino acids)
Biological process (GO): proteolysis
Cellular component (GO): fungal-type vacuole
Molecular function (GO): zinc ion binding; metalloaminopeptidase activity
Source: RefSeq, a predicted model, not a curated record
CUACACUACAUCCAACCACGACAAUGCAGGUCAAGCAGCAGCCAGCCAUCGCACCAUCAUCAGACCCAGCCAAAGACACACACAGCAAAGGCUUCCUCGACUUCCUCAACGACGCACCCACAGUCUUCCACGCAGUCGCACACUACACCACCAAACUCAACAACGCAGGCUACACACACCUCGCAGAACGCGAUGACUGGCAAGCCAUCAUCAAACCAGGUGGUAAAUACUACCUCACGCGUAACGGUUCUUCCCUCGUUGCAUUUGCGGUCGGGCGCAAGUAUAGCCCUGGUAAGGGUGUUGCCUUGAUUGGUAGCCAUAUCGAUGCCCUCACCAUGCGCGUCAAGCCAGUCUCCAAGAAAUCAAGUUUGGGAUACUUGCAGCUGGGCGUCUCACCUUAUGCAGGUGGUGGCAAUAUGACUUGGUGGGAUCGUGACUUGGGACUCGCAGGCCGUGUCCUCGUCACUGAUAAGGCCACCGGCGCCAUCAAGCAGCACCUCGUCCGAUUACCGUACCCAGUCGCAAAGAUCCCAACACUCGCUCCUCAUUUCGGUGCUCCCAGUCAACCUCCCUUCAACCCAGAAACCAACAUGACCCCCAUCAUCGGCUUGGAGGAACAAUCUGCCCUCCAGUCGCUUGAAGCACAAUUCAAUGCGCUUUCUAGCAAUGCGCCCAUUAACAAUCCAACAAGCAAUCAUGCACCAAGGCUCCUUGCUGCUGUUGCAAAACAACUAAACAUUCAAGUCACGCAAAUCGCAGACCUCGAAUUGGAACUCUUUGAUUUCCAGCCAGCACAACCGUUUGGUCUCGAUGCGGAACUCUUGAGUGUUCCUCGCUGUGAUGAUAAAUUAUGCUCUUACGCUGCUGCGGAAGCCUUGUUGAAUGCAACGCAAGAUGCACGAUUCUUGGCAGAAUCAGGAUGUAUUUCCAUGGUCUACCUUGCCGACGACGAAGAAAUUGGGUCUGGCCUACGACAGGGUGCAGCAGGCAAUACGAUCCCCAUCACCGUUGAACGCAUUGUGGAUGUCCUCAACACAGACAAGCGACCGUUGCAGAAUCUCGUUGCAAUGACCUUUGCUCGCAGUUUCUUCAUUUCAGCAGACGACAUCCACGCCGUCAAUCCAAACUUUGCUGGCGCCUAUGAACUCAACAUGGCACCCCGUCUCAAUGUUGGGCCCGUCAUUAGUUGCGACCCAAAUGGACACAUGACAACAGAUGCACCCUCCAAGGCCAUUGCACAGCAAAUCGCCCUCAAAACAGGCGUGCCCCUACAACUCUUCCAGAUUCGAAAUGAUUCGCGGUCCGGUGGAACCAUUGGCCCCAUGCUCUCAAAGCAAACAGGAAUGCGUGCAAUUGAUAUUGGUAUUCCACAGCUUGCCAUGCACUCGAUUCGAGCGACGACGGGUAGUAAGGAUCCGGGAUUGGGAGUCAAGUACUUUGAGGGAUUUUUCAGGCAUUUCGAGCAUGUCGAGGGGACUGUCACUGUGGAUUAGAGCUAGGGUAUUCUUAGGGGUUUGAGUUCUAGCCCUUGACUAGAAGUAUUUGCUUGGCAUGUCUCCCGCU